Cynoglossus semilaevis (tongue sole) is the source of this 1392-nucleotide messenger RNA. It is a transcript of the gene tamalin, whose product is annotated as trafficking regulator and scaffold protein tamalin. The transcript has 8 exons. The record is from RefSeq and is a predicted model, not a curated record. NCBI's taxonomy places the organism in Eukaryota, Metazoa, Chordata, Actinopteri, Pleuronectiformes, Cynoglossidae. The coding region runs from base 164 to 1297 and encodes 377 amino acids. Gene Ontology annotation, molecular function: protein binding.
AGCUCGACCACGCUGACUGAUUCUUAGAGCACAGUCAGCAGCGUCUCCGAGCCCGCUGACCUGACACACUGCCCCCGGGGCUAACUUCACCAGCCGCCUCCGUUCAAUAUUCCCAGAGCUCCAGUCAUUGCUCAUCUCACACACACACACAUAUGAGCUCACCAUGACUUUCAGGAGGCUGAAGAAAGUCAACUCCAGCGGCCCGGACUCUGGAGCCGCAUCUCAGGACAACGGCAUUUAUUUUCCUUCGUCAAAGUCCGACAGCUGCCGGGGUGAGGACUUCCACAGAAACUCCUCCGAUGUGUACAACUACAGGACCCUGGCGUACUCUGGAGGGACGCUGCCCAGGAAUUACAAAAAGGGUGGUGACGUACAGAAGUGGAAACCCGUGACACAGUCACCAGAACCACACAGGAAACUGGUGGUCUUGGAAAAAAACGAAGAGGAGACGUUCGGGUUUGAGAUCCAGACCUACGGCCUCCACCACCAGGACCAGAACUCAGUGGAGAUGUGCACGUUUGUGUGUAAGGUCCACGGGGACAGUCCAGCCCAGCAGGCCGGCCUGAAAGUCGGGGACACAAUCGCAAGCGUGAACGAGAACUCCGUGGAUGGGUUUAGGCACAAGGACAUCGUUCAGCUCAUCAGGGCCUGUGGCAACACACUCAGGUUGGAGACGGUUUACAGCGACUCCAUCAGGAAGGCGGAGCUGGAGGCUCGGCUGCAGUAUUUGAAGCAAACUCUUCAUGAGAAAUGGGACGAGUACCGGUCACUGAUGGUCCAGGAGCAGAGGCUGGUUCACGGAAUAGUGAUGAGCGACGCAGCGGUGUACGAGUCCCUGGAGUCCGCAGGCGUGUACGGCAGCCUGGGCUCCCCCAGCCCCGCCGCCCAGAGGGCGCUCCGCGGCACCGGCAGCACCAGCAGCAGCGCUAGCUUCCUGAGCACGGCCACCGAGGACGACCCUCUGUACCAGACGUGUCUGUACCAGGGCGACGGCAGCGUGGACUCGGACAACGGCAGCACGGGCAAAAAGAAAGGACGACAGUUCUCACAGAGGCUGCAGCGCCUGCGGCCGGCCAGCGAGCUUUUCGCCACGACCAAAACGCAGCUGACCCGCAGCGCCAGCACGCGUAGCUACGUGCGCGGCUCGUCGUCGUCGUCGUCACCGGCCCAGGGCGAGAAGAAGGAACAUUUCAACUCCAUGCAGAGGAAACCCAAACCAAAGAGCUUCCGCAGACGAAUCCUGAAGUUCAUCCCUGGACUGAACCGACCGCUGGAGGAGGAGGAGAGCAAACUGUGACCUCCUGACCUUCACCGGGACGGACUGAAGCGCCGAUCCAAAGACUUGAGCCAAUGUCUGCGAGAACCACACCAAAGAACAGAAGAAGAAGAAAA